UGAACUAAAGUAAAAGCCAAGGUGCUUCCGGUUAAUGGACGAGGGAAAUACGUUUCAAAACAGCACAAAUGUAGUCGUCGUUAUUUAACAAGUUACGUUGAAUUUGGUAUCUUCGAUUUUAUUGUAAAGCUGUUAACAUACGCACAAGACUCUUAGAAAUCGAUAAGAACCGAAUUAUUCUGUUCGGCUGAGUAGAUAUUGUGUCGUCCAACAUGUGAAUCCAGAAAUUCGUCUGCUUCAACAACACAUCUGAAAAGAAACUAUGUAGGCUUUGUUUCAUUUUCUAUUUUAAAUCGACAAGAUCCUCAAAAUGGAAUAACUCGACUUUAUAACCAUGUCUUCGUUUGUUGAGCCCGAUGACGACCCUUCAUUACACAGAUUGGAGGGGUCAACGGGGAGGGAAAAGGGCGGACUAAUUAUUAAGAAGAAAUCGAAUCAUGAAUUCACCAAACCAAAACAAGUAGCGAGCCCAAGAGUAUCUCUGUUAGGUUUGGACAGAUUAGCAGCUGCCAAACGUCUAGGAGAUUCAUCAGAUGAUGAUUCGAGGAAAAAAUCUAGAAUAAUGUCUUACCAAGAUUAUGAUGACAGUGACAGCGAUGAAGAUCUUGAUGAAAACAAGGACGGGUCUAGAUCUAGAAAAGAUCAUCAUAAAGGACAUAAAGACAGAAAUUACCGUCAAUCUAAAAUUGAAACACCAUCCCAUCCAGGAGGUGUGAGCAGGGAGGCAAGAGAUAGACAAAAACAACGACAUAGAGACAGAGGAGUUUAUGCCUCUAGUUCUUCUAAAGACAAAGACAGAAGGGAACGUAGGGAAGACAGACACAGCAGAGACAAAGAUCGUCAUAGACAUAGAGACAAAGAUAGGAGACAAAGGAGAGAUGACAGAAGUGAGAGAGGGGACAGGAGUCGUCGGAGUGACAGGGAUUCAGAUAGAAGUCGUCGUAGUUACAGAGAAUGGGACGAAACUCCAGACAGAUUCAGGGAUGCGCCUCCUACUCCUGACUUGGGUGUUAAAGAUACUCCCUCCGAGUAUGGUUGGGAUGACGAUGAUGUUACACCCCUAAAGCGAUCCUCUUGGGACCUUCCCACACCCAGAGUUAACAGUGGUAAUGAUGGUGACAGCAGCGUGAGAAGUCAUCGCUCAUCCUAUGAUAAAAGAAGUAAGCGAGGUCCUAAAGAAACUCCUCUACCAACCCCGAGUUACAAGUACAAUGAAUGGAUGGAGGGCAAGAAGAAGAUACAGUAUACUCCAAGGGAUGCUGGAAGUAGGCGAGAUAACCGACAGGACCUUGAAUUCGAGUCGGAAGAAGCAAGGUUAGAUUGGGAACAAGAACAGAAGAGACUUGACCGAGAGUGGUAUAGUAUGGAUGAAGGCUACGAUGAUAACCACAACCCAUUCUCGGACACGUCUGACGAGUACACUCGCAAGAAGGAAGAGGAGAUGGAAAAGAAGAAGAAAAAGCGAAUGACUGCCAGACAGAGACAGAUCAAUAAGGAUAUCGAACUCUGGGAAACAAACAGAAUGCUCAGAAGUGGAGUUGUUACAAAGACUGACUAUGAUGAAGAUUUUGACGAUGAAAACGAGGCGAAAGUGCAUCUUCUAGUCCAUAAUAUUGUGCCUCCAUUUCUCGAUGGACGUAUUGUUUUCACCAAACAACCAGAGCCGGUUGUUCCUGUUAAGGAUCCAACAUCAGAUUUGGCUCAGGUGGCCAGGAAGGGAAGCUUGGUUGUGAGAAAAUUCAGAGAACAAAAGGAGAAGCGGAAAGCUCAGCAGAAACACUGGGAAGUAGCCGGCACCAGGAUUGGAGAUAUUAUGGGGAUAAAGAAGAAAGAGGAAGAGGAAGACAAGUUGGAUGAAAAGGGAGAAAUUGAUUAUAAAGCUGACCACAAGUUUGCAGAUCUUUUACAAGACAAAACCGAAGCAGUCAGUGAUUUUGCCAAGGCCAAGACACUGUCUGAGCAAAGGAAAUACCUACCCAUAUAUGCAGUACGAAAUGAGUUGUUGAAUGUGAUUCGGGACAACAGUAUAAUCAUCAUUGUCGGAGAAACAGGAUCUGGAAAGACAACCCAGCUUACUCAGUACCUUCAUGAGGAUGGCUACACCAACUAUGGUUUGGUUGGCUGCACACAGCCGCGUAGAGUAGCUGCUAUGUCAGUAGCCAAGCGUGUCUCCGAGGAGAUGAAGUCCAAGCUUGGUGAUGAUGUUGGGUACGCUAUACGAUUUGAGGACUGCACUACGGAAAAAACCAUUAUAAAGUACAUGACAGACGGUAUCCUACUGAGGGAAUCACUACGAGAAUCUGAUCUAGACCAUUACAGUGCCAUUAUCAUGGACGAAGCUCACGAGAGAUCACUCAGUACUGAUGUCCUGUUUGGUUUGUUACGAGAGGUCAUUUCCAGACGCCAUGAUUUGAAGUUAAUUGUCACCUCAGCCACAAUGAAUGCAAGCAAGUUUGCAAGUUUCUUUGGCAAUGUGCCAGUUUUUGAGAUUCCUGGCAGGACCUUUCCUGUGGAACUUUUCUUCAGUAAGAACACAGUGGAGGAUUACGUAGAUUCAGCCGUAAAACAGGCACUGCAGGUCCACCUCCAGGGUAUGGAUGGAGAUAUACUGAUCUUCAUGCCUGGACAAGAGGACAUUGAAGUAACAUGUGAAUUAAUUACAGAGCGUCUUGGUGAGCUGGACGAUGCUCCUCCACUGGCCAUCCUACCAAUUUAUUCCCAACUCCCUAGUGACCUUCAGGCCAAGAUAUUCCAGAAGGCCCCAGAUGGUGUCAGAAAAUGUGUGGUCGCCACAAAUAUAGCAGAGACUUCCCUCACAGUUGACGGUAUCAUGUUUGUGGUGGACGCUGGAUAUUGUAAACUGAAGGUUUUCAACCCUAAGAUUGGUAUGGACGCUCUGUCCAUCUACCCCAUCAGUCAGGCUAAUGCUAACCAGAGAUCAGGCAGAGCUGGAAGAACAGGCCCAGGCCACUGCUACCGUCUGUACACCCAGAGACAGUAUAAGAAUGAGAUGUUGACCUCAACAGUGCCUGAGAUCCAGAGAACAAACCUGGCUAAUGUUGUCCUUCUCCUCAAGUCCCUGGGAGUACAAAACCUGCUUCAGUUCCACUUCAUGGAUCCUCCUCCCCAGGACAAUAUUCUGAACUCCAUGUACCAGUUAUGGAUCCUUGGUGCUCUAGACAACACUGGUUCCCUGACACCCCUUGGCCGACAAAUGGUGGAGUUUCCCCUCGACCCAGCCCUUUCAAAGAUGUUGAUUAUCUCCCUUGAAAUGUGCUGCAGUGCUGAAAUUUUGAUCAUCGUGUCCAUGUUAUCAGUUCCUGCAAUAUUCUACCGCCCCAAAGGCCGAGAAGAGGACUCGGAUGCUGCUAGGGAGAAGUUCCAGGUCCCGGAGUCUGACCAUCUCACUUUCCUCAAUGUUUAUGAACAGUGGAAACGAAAUGCAUAUUCAGCCAGCUGGUGUAAUGAGCACUUCAUCCAUAUCAAAGCCAUGAGAAAGGUACGUGAGGUACGUCAGCAGUUGAAGGAGAUCAUGGACCAGCAGAAAAUGGAGCUUAUCUCAACCGGCAAUGAAUGGGACAUCGUGAGGAAGUGUAUAUGUUCCUCCUACUUCCAUCAGGCUGCCCGCCUCAAGGGUAUAGGAGAGUAUGUAAAUGUGAGAACAGGAAUGCCGUGCCACCUCCAUCCGACCAGUGCCCUGUUUGGGAUGGGGUACACUCCAGACUAUAUUGUGUAUCACGAACUCGUCAUGACCUCCAAGGAGUACAUGCAGUGUGUAACGUCUGUGGAUGGCCAGUGGUUAGCCGAGCUUGGACCCAUGUUCUAUAGCAUCAAAGAUCCAUCAAAAACCAGACAUGAAAGGAAGAAGGUGGCAGUAGAAGAAAUGAAUGCUAUGGAGGAGGAAAUGAGACGUGCAGAGGAAUUGAUCCGUGCUCGAAAGGAACACCAAGACGCAAAAAACCUCACUGGCAAAGGAAACAACAUCGCCACGCCUGGCCUGAGAGACCCCGCCACGCCUGCCUAUACACCUCGACGGACUCCCGCCAAGUUUGGCAUUUGAUCUACACAUAUCCAAACCUGUGUUUCAUUGAAAAUAUCAUCUAGGAAUACGAUUGGAGGAUAGACUGUACAUAUGUGCAAUUAACAACUGACCACAACCCAUAACACAUUGUGUAUCGACUGUUUACGCUUGUGUAUAAAUAAUGAUGAGGUCUGUUUGCAUGCAAAUUUAUGCAAAAAGGGUGAUUGCGCAUGGUCAAAAACAAGAAAAUGUGUCCUUUUAAUGAUCAGUCUUAGAAUAUAAGCUUACUUCAAAAGGUCGUGUAAUUUGGUUUUGAUUCACCAGGGGACUACAUAUCUGUGAUUAUGACAGCUAUCGUUCAAAUAAGAAAUAAAAAUUCAACCAGUGUUAUUUUUAAGAAAAUUGUGUUCUCUGGAAACCUGUGAAUGUUGGCAGGUCAGGCCGCUAAAGCAGAGCAACCAUUCAUUACUUCAUUCCCUCUACUACCACUGUGAUGUAGAGACUGCUGUCUCAUUUCAAUUUACAGACAUCUACAGGGUUCAUGUUAUCGAAAUUAUCAUUAAUUUUAGAUAAAACAUUCAAGAUACAUCUAGACAUAAUAACUUUCAUCAUUUGUGAGCCUGUGGAGAGAAGUAUUGGCUGGUCCAAUUGAGGUCAGAAUUAAUCCACAGGAACAUGUCGUCCUGAUUUUAUAUAAACAUAUAACUUUUAGAUUAUUUACAUUCGGUAGACAUUUUUCUUAUUCAUGGAAAAUAAUUGUGUUUAGUUUUUAUUAACCCUUUCAACCCUAAGAAACAUUAGUGGACUCUGCCAUUCAUUCAUAAUAUGAAGUCUAAUAUGGUCAGUAGGGGUGAAAGGGUUAAGUCUCGCACUAUAAAAUUCAAUGUAUGUCUAUAAUAAUGUUGCGUCAGUGUGACUCAAAACAGGUGGAGAGGGAGAAUAAACAAUAAAAGUCGAUUUUUAA
Messenger RNA from Pecten maximus, 4985 nucleotides. RefSeq names its product pre-mRNA-splicing factor ATP-dependent RNA helicase PRP16-like. NCBI's taxonomy places the organism in Eukaryota, Metazoa, Mollusca, Bivalvia, Pectinida, Pectinidae. Gene Ontology annotation, molecular function: RNA binding; ATP binding. The record is from RefSeq and is a predicted model, not a curated record. Gene Ontology annotation, cellular component: intracellular anatomical structure; spliceosomal complex. The coding region runs from base 335 to 4060 and encodes 1241 amino acids. Gene Ontology annotation, biological process: mRNA splicing, via spliceosome. The transcript is spliced from 25 exons.